Molecule: messenger RNA, 504 nt
Organism: Rangifer tarandus platyrhynchus (Svalbard reindeer)
Lineage: Eukaryota; Metazoa; Chordata; Mammalia; Artiodactyla; Cervidae
Source: the annotation of a GenBank genome assembly
AUGGUGGCGCUCCACUGCGGUCGGGGGCUCAGGCCUCUGAUGCUGUCCUGGAGCCGGGAUCUGCCGUGCAUCUGGCGCGCCCUGCAUACCUCCGCGGUCUGCUCCAAGAACCGGGCGGCCCGAGUCCGAGUGGGCAAGGGGGACAAGCCAGUGACCUACGAGGAAGCGCAUGCGCCUCAUUACAUCGCCCACCGCAAGGGCUGGCUGUCAUUGCACACAGGUAACCUGGAUGGGGAGGACCAUGCUGCCGAGCGAACAGUGGAAGAUGUUUUCCUUCGCAAAUUUAUGCUGGGCACUUUCCCAGGCUGCCUGGCUGACCAGCUUAUUCUAAAGCGCUGGGCUAACCAGGUGGAGAUCUGUGCCCUGGUCCUGAGGCAGCUACCUGCACACAAGUUCUACUUCCUUGUGGGCUACAGUGAGACCCUGCUGUCCCACUUUUACAAGUGUCCUGUUCGUCUGCACCUCCAAACUGUUCCCUCAAAGGUUGUGUAUAAGUAUAUCUAG